This is a messenger RNA of Gregarina niphandrodes, 233 nucleotides long. RefSeq lists its product as hypothetical. The transcript has a single exon. The record is from RefSeq and is a predicted model, not a curated record. NCBI's taxonomy places the organism in Eukaryota, Apicomplexa, Conoidasida, Eugregarinorida, Gregarinidae. The annotation marks the transcript as partial.
CGUCAGCAGCACCAGGUGCGCCAGCGACACGCAACGGUACUUCUCUCUGAAGGCCUGUGCAGUCACGUCCGGCGGACACGGCAGACGCACCUGCCGCUCGCCGUCCAUCACUGACGCACCCGCCGCCGACGCCCAGGGUGCGUUGCUAAGCAACCCGCAAAGCGUCUCCAGCGUCUCCCACAGCGACAGCGCCUCCACCGCCUCCGCCGCCUGGUCACGACAGAGCGCCUGUA